Molecule: messenger RNA, 1935 nt
Organism: Colletotrichum phormii
Lineage: Eukaryota; Fungi; Ascomycota; Sordariomycetes; Glomerellales; Glomerellaceae
Exons: 2
Coding region: 1-1935 (644 amino acids)
Biological process (GO): regulation of DNA-templated transcription; DNA-templated transcription
Cellular component (GO): nucleus
Molecular function (GO): zinc ion binding; DNA-binding transcription factor activity, RNA polymerase II-specific; DNA binding
Source: RefSeq, a predicted model, not a curated record
AUGUCUAGUUCCACCCGGGAACCCACCGACGAGCCCGCUCCGGAGGACACCCAUAUACAAAGGCCCAUUAGACGCCGUGGGGGGGCCGCCUGCCGUAGAUGCCGGCGCCUUCGAUCCAAGUGCGUAAAGCAGAAUUCACAGCCGCCGUGCGAAGCAUGCCGCCAUGCCGGCACCGAAGCCGUGAGAUCUUGCACAUUCCCUCGACGUGGGGAUGGGGCGGCUGACCGUCAGUUCCGUCGACGAUCGCGACCACUGCCGUUAUAUAUACCCGAUGAUACCGACUCUCCAGGUAGCCCCGACGGGUUUUCUAUAGUAGAACCUGCAAGGUCAUUGCCGCCGAAUGAAGAAGUAGCCGAGGGCUGUAGAACCUUUGUGACAUCCUACUUCCAGCUGGGAUUUAUCCCAAAGGCAAUGUUCCAGGAAAACCUAGCACAGGACCCUCUCGCAACAAGCAACUUCCUCCUUUGCUGUAUCCUUUCCAUUUCCUCCCGCUUCACCCCUAUCCUGAUCCGACGAUUUGGAACUGCUGCUGAAGCAACGAACCACUUCCUAGAGCAGGCAAGAGGCAUGGUGUCAGAGGAGAUGUACCAGCCCUCGUUGGAAAACACCCAAGCCUUCUUCCUACUCGCCAUCGCGGAGUGGGGCAAUGGGGACAAGGAGAGAAGCUCGAUGGAUAUGGGAGUUGCAGUGCGUAUGGCAACGUUGCUCAAGCUUCAUCUAGAAGAGACGUACGCUCUACCGCCGAAUGCCAAGGCUGAGCAGGUGGUGCGGGCGGAAUCGGCAAGGCGCACGUUCUGGAUGAUCCAGAGCCAGGAGAACCUCCACUCUGGGCAUAGCACUCCGACGCCCUUUCCCCUGGAGGCCAUCACGGCCCUGCUUCCUUGCCCAGAGAGCGACUUUGCUUUCGGCGUUGCCCCUGAAGAGAGGGCUGCGUUACCUGGCACGCCUCCUGCCAUCGCUUGUCCUCGCCUCGUGAGGGGCUCGGAAAGAUGCCUUUUUGCGACACUUAUCCAGGCACAUAACCUAUGGGGGAAGGUUGCUCGUCAAGCAGGGCAUCCAGCCGACAGUCUGGCGGUAGAAUAUCCCUGGAGGCCUCAGGGUCGAUACGCUACGCUGGCGCAAGGGCUCAAAUCGUGGGAGGCGGAAAUUCCACCGAAGCAGAAAUGGAGUGUGUGGAACCUGAGGGGUUGGAGGGCGGAGGGUUUACACCUAGCCUACCUUUCAGUCGUCAUGGUCUUGCGCCUGAGUAAUAUUGUGCUGAGGAGGGCGUACAUCAACUACAUUAUCCUUGCCCUAUCACCCAUCAUCGCAGGCGACGAGAAGGAAUGCCAGAACAUCGCGCCCGAGGGCUUCUGGAUCGUCAUGUCUAAUGAGCUAUUUGAUAAUGUGGUCGAGUUACAUGAGCAGGUCGAGGCAUACUUCAGCAUGAGGGCCCGCGACGAGGGGUUCCCUGCUAUCCUGGUCUUCUGCGUCUAUAUGUGCGGCUCGCUUUCGUCGUACUUGUGGCGGCACCCGUGUCUAUGUCCGCAUGUCGCUCCAUCGGAGGCUGAGGGUAUGGCGUUGGGAUCUUUGAGGAUCCUGAGUGAGCUGCAUCAAGCGUGGCCGACGAGCACGAGGUGGCAGCAAGGGUUGCAGCAGGUUGCCAGCCCCCUUUCUGUGACUGCGUCCCCCGUAGCGAUGAGAUCUCCAGGAAAGGGGGACAGGUCGAGUACGCAGGACCGAAGACCCAUCCUAGCAACUAGGAAACUAGAGAAAAGUGCUUUGCUUGCUGUAAGUCGUGAGGAAGGUAUAGGGGAGAUGGCGUAUCAGGACUGGCAAUCUGGAGUUGGUAACUUGCCCCAGAUGGAUGCGUUCCCUGAUGACUUAUUUGAUGCCGAGCUUGCUGCAUUUUUGAAUGGUGAAUCUAGCUAUAGUCUUCUCAGUUCUAUGCCGUAG